Messenger RNA from Drosophila takahashii, 807 nucleotides. It is a transcript of the gene betaTry, whose product is annotated as betaTrypsin. The record is from RefSeq and is a predicted model, not a curated record. Gene Ontology annotation, molecular function: serine-type endopeptidase activity. Lineage: Eukaryota; Metazoa; Arthropoda; Insecta; Diptera; Drosophilidae. Gene Ontology annotation, biological process: proteolysis.
UCGAUCCGCAACAUGCUGAAGUUCCUGAUCCUGUUGUCCGCCGUCGCCUGCGCCCUGGGAGGCACCAUCCCCGAGGGUCUCCUGCCCCAGCUGGAUGGUCGCAUCGUCGGCGGUUCGGCCACCACCAUCAGCAGCUUCCCCUGGCAGAUCUCCCUGCAGCGUUCGGGAUCCCACUCCUGCGGCGGCUCCAUCUACAACGCCAACAUCAUCGUGACCGCCGCUCACUGCCUGCAGUCCGUUUCCGCCUCCGUCCUGCAGGUCCGCGCCGGAUCCUCGUACUGGAGCUCCGGUGGCUCCGUCCACAAGGUCUCCUACUUCCGCAACCACGAGGGCUACAACGCCAACACCAUGGUCAACGACAUCGCCAUCAUCCGGCUGAGCAGCUCCCUGAGCUUCAGCUCCACCGUCAAGUCCAUCAGCCUGGCCAGCUCCCAGCCCGCCAACGGCGCCGCUGCCUCCGUCUCCGGCUGGGGCACCCAGUCCUCCGGCUCCAGCUCCAUCCCCACCCAGCUGCAGUACGUCAACGUGAACAUCGUCAGCCAGAGCAGGUGCGCCUCCUCCAGCUACAGCUACGGCAGCCAGAUCAAGAGCUCCAUGAUCUGCGCCGCCGCCAGCGGCAAGGACUCCUGCCAGGGUGACUCCGGCGGCCCUCUGGUCUCCGGUGGAGUGCUCGUCGGCGUCGUCUCCUGGGGAUACGGAUGCGCCGCUUCCAACUACCCCGGCGUCUACGCCGAUGUGGCUACUCUCCGCUCCUGGGUGAUCAACAACGCCUAAGCACUUUGCGAAUUAAAUCUUAUAUGAACAUAA